Messenger RNA from Knipowitschia caucasica, 1110 nucleotides. Lineage: Eukaryota; Metazoa; Chordata; Actinopteri; Gobiiformes; Gobiidae. The record is from the annotation of a GenBank genome assembly.
AUGUUGACGCGCUCGGGGCCCGUGCGCACAGGUCACCACGGGGGCCCCUGGGUGAGCCUGCUGUGGGGGCCCUUGCUGCUGCUGCUGCUGUGCGCGUCGUCAGUCUGUGCAAACUACUCGUCCCAGAGCGGGGAGUGCAGAGGCAAGGGCCGCGACUGCACCGACCUGUCCCAGAGGAAGAGUGACCUCCGUGUGUGCGAUGAGUGGAGCUGUCGUUACGGCGGCGUGUGCAAAGAAGACGGCGGGCAGCUCAAGUGUGUGUGCCACUUCCAGUGUGAUAAGGACUACACUCCUGUGUGCGGCUCUAAUGGAGAUACUUACCAGAACGAGUGUUACAGACGCCAGGCCUCCUGCAAACAGCAAAGACUCAUCAGCAAGUUCUCUGAGGGCCCCUGUAACCACGAGCCGGGCUCGGGUUCUGGAGACUCGGACGACACAGAGGGCUCCUCCUCAGACGGCAGCAGGAAGUUCACCAAGUGCAGCACAUGUAAAUAUGGAGCUGAGUGUGACGAAGACUCCGAGGACGUGUGGUGCAUCUGUAACCUGGACUGCAGCGGUCACAACCAGAACCCGGUUUGUGCCACAGACGGACACUCGUACUUUAACCCAUGUUUGGUGCGAGAGGCGUCAUGUAUGAAGCAGGAGCAGAUAGACGUGCAGCACCUGGGCUUUUGCACAGCCGACAAGGAGAAGACGAGCAGGAAGGACGACAGCAGCCUCUCCAAAAGCCUGGAUGGUGUAGUGGACCCGGGUGAGGGGCCUCGGUCCGGCUCCCCCGGCUCCCCCCUCCCCUGUCCCAACAGCUACGCCGCCUACUGCGUCCAUGGUACCUGUGAGCUGCGGUACAGUAGCCCCGCCUGCAGGUGUGACGCCGGGUACAAAGGGCCCCAGUGCUCAGAGCCGCAGGACUUCAACGUGCUCUACGUUGUCCCCAGUGGUCAGAAGCUGCAUUACGUCCUGAUUGCAGCCAUCAUCGGAGCCGUGCAGAUCGCCAUCAUCGCCGCUGUGGUCCUGUGCAUCACCAGAAAGUGUCCAAAGAACCAGCGAGGUCGCAGACACAAGCAGAACCUGGGCCACUUCCCCUCAGAGUCCAACUCACGCAUGGUAUAA